Molecule: messenger RNA, 1531 nt
Organism: Camponotus floridanus (Florida carpenter ant)
Lineage: Eukaryota; Metazoa; Arthropoda; Insecta; Hymenoptera; Formicidae
Product: lysosomal aspartic protease-like
Exons: 8
Coding region: 137-1267 (376 amino acids)
Biological process (GO): cell death; proteolysis
Cellular component (GO): lysosome
Molecular function (GO): aspartic-type endopeptidase activity
Source: RefSeq, a predicted model, not a curated record
UCUAUACAGUGUUAAGAGAAGUAUUAGUAAACGACAUCACUUUAUUUUUCUGUGUAUCUGGUCAUAUAGUGUCCAAAGAAACUCGACGUUCAAAUUUUCACGAAUCGAGAUUUAAAUUGUAAAUAAAUUCGGAAAAAUGUUUCGUCUUUUUGUGGUAGCAAUGAUGCUCCUUGUAACGACUGAUUUGGUUAUAACGACGCAUUUGGACAAGAAUUCCAUUCAGCAACCUUCGAAAAAAAUUGAUACCGACUUACGAAAAGUUCGUUCAUUGAAUGAUAAUCUUCCUACAGUACUUUUAUCCAUUUAUAAUAACAUGAAGUACUAUGGCAAUAUUACUAUUGGAACUCCGCCGCAAACAUUUAGAGUGAUAUUUGACAUGGUUUCCCCACAUCUUUGGAUAUUCUCCAAAAAAUGCAACGUUUCUGUUUGUUUAAGACGUAAUCGAUAUGAUAGUACAAAAUCCAGUACAUAUAUAGCAAGUAAUACUUCAUUUCAUAUGAAUUAUUUCAAUUACCAUAUGGAAGGAUUCCUAUCUACUGAUAUAGUGAAUAUUGCCGGUCUGAAUGUUCAAAAUCAAACAUUUAUAGAAAUGAGUAUCCAUACAGUGUCAAUCAUAGAACGUUUAUUUCUUGAUGCACCAAUUGAUGGUAUCUUAGGCCUGGGAUAUUCCGACACAUCUAUCGAUACAGAAAUGCCUCUCUUAGACAACAUGAUUGCACAAGGUCUGAUAUCAUCACCCAUUUUCAGUUUUUAUCUAAAUAGAGACACUUCAGCCGAAUUAGGUGGUAAACUGAUAUUGGGUGAUUCCGAUCCUGUUCAUUACGAGGGCGAUUUCACAUAUAUUCCUAUUAGUCGGACAGGACACUGGCAAUUUAUUAUGGAUAAAAUAGUAAUAAAUGAUACCAAUCUUUGCGGAGAAAGCUGCGGUGAAACUACUGUUGCAAUAGAGACUUUGUUUAUAUGGGGACCAAGAAAAAAUAUUACAUUUAUUGAUACACUUAUACAAGUUUUUAUGGAUUGCGAUCAAAUUUCUCAGUUACCUACAAUACAAUUUAUUUUCGGUGGUGAAGCAUUUAAUCUCACCAGUAAAGAUUACAUGUACCCGGGAUUAUAUGAGGAUAUUUCUAAUAAAACUACAUGUCGAAGCGGUAUUGUGGACUUUGACAGGGAUGAUAUAAAUUGGAUAUUAGGCAGUAUCUUUAUUAGACGCUACUACAUCGAAUUUGAUAUGAAGAAUAAUCGAUUGGGAUUUGCUUUGGCGAAAUAAAUAUUAAUUAUUUUCUCUAGCACUUUUUGAACAUCUUUUUAUACAUCUCACAUAAUAAAAAUGUACAUAAUGUGCAUUUAUGUACAUUUGCUGGCAUAUUUUGUGAGUUUCACAUAGUCCUGGAUUAAAAUUGGGUACAAAAUAUUAUUAUAUUUUUAGAUAUCUAACAUUACUUUCAUAAUAAUUGCUCAUAACAUACUUAAUGAGAUAUUUAAACGUAUUUGAAGACUGUAUAUAUCUUUAACUUCUUUUUUAAACGUCUAC